Molecule: messenger RNA, 17194 nt
Organism: Coregonus sp. 'balchen'
Lineage: Eukaryota; Metazoa; Chordata; Actinopteri; Salmoniformes; Salmonidae
Source: the annotation of a GenBank genome assembly
CCACAAUCCUUCCAUCUCCUUAUUGAGUGCCGGGUCUAAGACGUCGAGACAUCCCCCCUGCAGCCUCGCCUCUUACGCCUCCUUGGCCAAUAGGGACCCCCCGUGGAUCAAGUGUCACUAUAACAGAAGGACAUAAUCAGGGUGGUAAUUCUGCAGAACCUUACAGCCAGUCUCGGCCACCAGGGAGCUCACUUCUUCUUUACGCUUUUCUGAGGUAAGAGAGAGAGAGAGAGAGAGAGAGAGAGAGAGAGAGAGAGAGAGAGAGAGAGAGAGAGAGAGAGAGAGAGAGAGUGAGAGGGUUUGGAAGGAAGAAAGAAAGAGUGAGUGAGUAGAACAAGAGAAGGAGAGAGUGAGAGAGAGAUGGAAAGAUUAAGAUCAAGUGCAAUGUUAAGAGCUCAGGGCCCCCCUAGCUGUCUCCUUUCAAGAACAGCUGAAUCCACACGUGCAAAACCACUGCCACUGUGUUAAAACACUCAGGCUUUAAAACAGUCGGCUGCUCCUUGUUGUUGAGGUCAAGGGUGAGAAGGACCCAACCAGGGGGAUAGGGACAGGUGAAGGGAACAUACAGGUUUCUACAAAAGCUUCUAUCUUGACUUGAUCAGUAGAGCGUGGGUGUCUCUUUUUGCUUUGGCAUUUUGAGUUACGGUAGGCUACAUUGAAUAGAACAUAAUUCUUUAAAUCCGCUGGACAUGUAGAAUGACUUGAGACGAGUGUCAAUGUUUUGUGUCAUGAAAUGCUAGUAUAGGUGUGAAAGUAUGUUGUUGUUGUUUCUGCUAUGUGCUGGUAGCUGUUGAUGGAUUAAACGGUAAAAGUGACUUAAGCGGUAAAAGUGUCUUGGGGGUGAGGCCUGGCUCCAACUGGCUAUCGUAAGCCUGGGCUUUACAAAUGGCCCUCUAAGACUUGUAGCUAUGUUGUGGAGCUGAUCCAACGGUUUAAGUAACAGUCAAGGCUAAGAUGAGGGAUCUAAAGAUAUACUCAAAGCUACCUCAAUGUUAGGGUUGGGAACAGUAUUGCUAGCACUAUACAGUUUUUUUGUGAGAUGGUUAACAGAUAGCUGGACAGAUAUCUGGUGAAUAGAUAUGUUUGCUUGAGUGUAUAUCGCAGCAAAGACGGAGACAGUCUCAUAGAGAGAAAGGUGUGACAUUUGAUAGUUUAUGAUAUCCAGGAGCCCCAUGAACUAGGAGAACAUGGUGGUACAUUAAACCUUCCAUACUUAGGAUAAACACAUAGACACUACUACUGUUACAGUACCCAUUGAACUAUAGCCUGAUUUGUGAAAUCAAGCCAGAAAUGCAUAGCUAUCAGAAUAGGAUUGGGACUUCAAGAAACAACCUUUGACUUUCCGUCUUUUACGUUAUCAAACAGUUUCAUGUACUUUCAUUAUUCCGCUUUACCCCCAUUUUUGUUUUUCAUCUAUAAGAAGUUCAUAUGGCAUCAUGGAAUCAGAGGAAAGUGCCUGAAAUGCCUAUGUGAGGGAGAAGCCCGCAUAAGGAAAUUAAAUGGGAAUUAUUGAUACUAUUCCAAGAGAAAGAACCUGAUCUGUGCUUUGGAAACCGGAUCCUGGACAUGUUUCUCAGAGACAUUUGCAGCUGUCUGUUUGGGAAUAGUUAUGAUGUGCGAGGAGGCCUCCAGGGUGGCCUUAACAGUUAUAGGAGUAUGGUUUACAAAUGCAAAGGCUAAUGCAAACAUCCUUGCAAUGUACGCUAAUCAAUUCGAAAUUGAUACUUUGGGGAUUUUUCAUCAGAUGAUGAUACAUUGUCUGAAAAGAUAACAAACAAUAAGUUGCAAAACAAAACCGUAAUCAGAAGCAAAAGCCCACUGGGCACAGACGUCAAUUCAACGUCUAUUCUACGUUGGUUCAAUGUAAUUUCAUUGAAAUGACGUGGAAACAACGUUGAUUCAACCAGUGUGCCCAGGUAACCAAUGGCCUACUAAAAUUGUCCUAGAAGUCACAGAAUGCCUUUAAAAUGUUGAUAAAGAGCUAGGUCAUCAUGUUUCUAAAGAUAGGCAUUUCCUAGCACCUAUGUUGAGACAUGGAAUUUGACCAAGAGAUUAAGUUAAUUUGAGGGCCACAGAUCUUUACAUUGACCUGUGGUCUCAUGCAACAUGACUCCCAGCCAGGGAAGGAAGGAGGGAGGGAGGGAGGAGGAGGGGGAGGGGGAGGGGGAGAAGAGGUAGGGGAGGCGCAGAGGGAGUGGAGGAGGAUGAGGGUGAUACGCUGUUCUUCUGUUUUUCUUCCCCGGCUUCUGGUGAGUUCUGAUGUGCUUCUGCUCUCAUUUGCGUCCUUCUUCUUGGGGUCUUCUUUUUUUUGUGUUGUUUUUUUUUUGGGUUGUAUAGAAAAAAAGGUCAUCAAUAUUUGUAUGGGGGUCUUCCCAUUUAUCGUCUGAGAAGCAAAAUUGUGAGUGUGUUGAAUUUCAGUCUUUUCCCAUUUCCUAACACUAUUUAUAAAACAGUUAUAAAAAGGUGGUGAUUCAAAACCAUUUCCCUUUACAAAUACAAAAAAAGGCCAUCAAUAUUUGUAUGGGGGUCUUCCCAUUUAUCGUCUGAGAAGCAAAAUUGUGGGUGUGUUGAAUUUCAGUCUUUUCCCAUUUCCUAACACUAUUUAUAAAACAGUUAUAAAAAGGUGGUGAUUCAAAACCAUUUCCCUUUAUAAAUACUGCACAUUUGUCCUGUAACACAGUUUAUUAAAAAAUGUAGGCGAAAUGUUAUUCAAUUAGGGUUGGGUUCUGGUAAUGGGAGAAGACAUUUUAGAGCCUGGGACCAUAGCCUCAUGCUAUAAAUACUGCUAGUGACUUGAGCGUGGCCUCCUUGGCGUCUUGAGUGAAAGUGUCUCUCUUUCUUCCCUUGUACCUCAGCUGCAAAGUCCACUGUCAACAUGUCUGACACAGAGGAAGUGUAAGUAUUGGUAACAUUUGUUUUCAUCCUCACGAUUACCUCAUCCAGAUUUCCCAUGCAUCAUGUUGUUUUGACUGCCUGACUAAACGUGCAAUAUCUUUUUCUAUCCUUUCACAGUGAAGGUAAGUAACAUUCUUACUUUAUUAUUGCUAGGUAUCAUUAUUGUAUCUUUUCAUUAUCAUAGUCAUUUUAAAUCGGCAAUUGUUCAAUCGCAUGCUGAAUCAUUCUGUAUGUUUUUGAACCAAUGCCUAACUGAUUUCAGUCCUCUAUGUAGAAUAGUUCAAUGCAAUGGACAAACUUGGCUUGCCUCCUUGGAAUUCAAGUUGUGCUCAAUACUGCCCUCUACAGCACAACAGCAUACAUUGACUUUGUUUAUGACACUGAAUGUGGAGAAAGCCAUGAUUUAGGGCUCUUUUCAAUCUGUAAAGCUGAACUUCCGCGAUAGAUUGAAUAGAGCCCUUAUUCAUGACUUACUGAUUAAUGGUUUCAGGAGCCAAUGUUGAUAACAGGCCAUGAACUAAAUUAAGCAUAUAAAUCAAACAUUCAAAUGAUUUAAAGCAUACCUUUAAAUUAUUUUCUAAAUGUCAGACCACAUACAUCUACUAGUCUGUUAGCAACAGGUACCUGCAACUCUGUAGACCUUUUCCAGUAAUACUGUCCUCCUAGUCUGUCCAUAUUCUUUCUGAUUUAAAAUACAUAAUGUAUCUCCUCAUUAUGGAGGGAGAUAAAUCAAGCCUAUUAUACUACCAGGCCUUGAAAUGUUUUGUCUGCUCAAAAGUUUGUGAACUUGGUACCAUUUCAUUAGCUAUGGAGGACUGUAUUGUGUACGCAUACAAUGGAUCCCUACUGUACCCAUAUUUUCAGUAUAUUACAUAAACUAAAUAUUAUAAACUGAUAUAUUGGGUACAGCCGGGUUCUUUUGGUAAUACUAUUGUUUUACUGCUUUCUUUCUCCAAAAAAAACAAAACUCUCCGUGGAGGCGAGGGAGAAGGUAAAAAAACAAUGACGCUCAGACUAUGAAGACGGUCAUGUCAUCUAUACUAAUAUGUCAUUGUUUCGCUCUUGAUCUUCAGUGUGUUUGAGAAUGUGCAUUCAACUCUUUGGAUCUUCAUGUAGCUUGUAGCACGUUGGAUAACGCUAAUGCUACCUCUUCAUUCAAACACCUCACUUCCUCAGGCUAAUGCUACCUCUUCAUUCAAACACCUCACUUCCUCAGAUUAAUGCUACCUCUUCAUUUAAACACCUCACUUCAUCAGAUUAAUGCUACCUCUUCAUUUAAACACCUCACUUACUCAGAUUAAUGCUACCUCUUCAUUUAAACACCUCACUUCAUCAGGUCCCUGUUCAUAAGAUGAUGUUUUUAUUGUUGAAUUGAAAUGUGUCGUUUUACAGGAUCAGCCAUAGUAGUACAGCACCACUGGAGCAAAUUAGGGUUAAGUGCCUUUCUUAAGGGCACAUCGAGAGAUUUUUCACCUUGUCAGCUCGGGUAUUCGAACCAGCGACCUUUCAGUUACUGGCCCAAUGCUCUAACCGCUAGGCUACCUAAGAUCUAGUCAUUGACAACUUAACUCUUUCUCCUUCUUGCUUUUGUCUCUGCAUCAUGCAGCGUCACCUGGUGGUCACGACCAUUAACUACUCUCCUCUUUCUCUAAAGAACACACCCUCUUUCUCGUGCUUCCAUUCAUUAACCUAUCCAUCCCCCUUCCUCUCCCUGGUUACUCAAUGCAUGCUGUGUAGCCGUAGCAGAGGAAGUAGUUGAAGAGGUAGUUGAAGAUGUAGUUGAAGAGGUAGUUGAAGAAGAAGUGAUAGAGGAAGAGGUAGAAGUGGCCCCAGAGCCAGAGGCAGAGCCUGAGGCAGCCCCAGAGGCAGAGCCAGAGCCAGAGGCAUAGGCAGAGUCUGAGGCAGCCACAGAGCCAGAGGCAGAGCCAGACCCAGAGGCAGAGCCAGAGGCAGAGCCAGAGCCAGAGCCAGAGGCAUAGGCAGACCCAGAGGCAGAGCCAGAGCCUGAGGCAGCCCCAGAGGCAGAGGCAGAGGCAGAGGCAGAGGCAGAGGCAGAGGCAGAGGCAGAGGCAGAGGCAGAGCCAGAGGCAGAGCCAGAGGCAGAGCCAGAGCCUGAGGCAGCCCCAGAGCCAGAGCCAGAGGCAGAGGCAGAUGAGGAAGGUAUGUUGGCAUGGGGUAUUCUAUCAUCCUUUUAGAUGCAGCAGUCAGCUCCACCUGUUACAGCCAGACAGACAAACAGACAGACAGACCUAAGACAAGAAUAGCUAGGGCUGUGUUCCAAUGUCCAUAGUAGCUUACCCUCAAAACCUUGGGGCAUACUUCAUUCUAAGUGGAAUGUUAGUGUGGAUAAUGGGACAGAGCCCCAGUGUACUUUCCUGUUCUACAUUUACUAGAAUGUAGUACCUUCCCUUCAUAGCUGACCAACACAAUGGAUGUAUUAUGCAAUGUUAUUAGUUGUAUGUUAUUAGUUGUAUGUUAUUAGUUGUAUGUUAUUAGUUGUAUGUUAUUAGUUGUAUGUUAUUAGUUGUAUGUUAUUAGUUGUAUGUUAUUAGUUGUAUGUUAUUAGUUGUAUGUUCCCAUUUAGAAUGUGUAAAUAAAUAUGCCCUGUUCCCUUCUUCCUGCUUUUAGGCCUAGUGCAAACUGCUUCCUCAUAGCUAUAGAUGCAUUAGACUUCUAACCCUAUGCUAUGAUCCCUAAUGUUACAAAUAUUUAAAAAUAGUAAUAAUACAUUUAUGUUAUGUAUUCAAAGAGGCAGUCACACCAUUGCUGAUUAAUUAAAUAUAUGGCAAUUGGUUGGAUGUGCAAAAUGUCACAUUUUAAACUUUUGAUACCUGAUGUAAUUCAUCAUCAGUGUUUAUGCCCAUUUCUCUAAAAGGAGCAAAAAUACCCCUGUGCUUCUACUAUGAGCCUGAAAAGGCAUAAUCCUGAUUAUACAUGCACUCUAAACAUUUGUUUGUUGUGACAGGCACUUGUUAACUGAAUGAUACUUUGAGGUGCUAUUGUGUGAGAUACAUUUACAAAUCCAUAACUGUUCUUCCACAAACUGUUGAUGUGUUAAGCAAAGGUAAUUCCUAGUGCUUAGCCUGACAAAGUAUAAUUUACAUUUCAAAUAUGAAAGAGAGACGACGCAAAUGCUCAAGCUUAGGUAGACUAUUUUACAGUAUGCAGCCUAUAGUCUCAUUAGUCAGCCCUUAUUGCCGUUGCUAACGCUGUUCAUUUUGCUUGCUGCAUGUAGAGGUCAUUGAAGAGGAAGGUACGUUGAUUAAAGAUGAAUUAUCUGUUUAGCUCUGGUCGGUACACAGGACUGCCUUUAUAUUGUCCAUGUCCCAGGUCUGAGGUCUCACUGUAUUGAGGGAAUGUUUGCUCUGUCAUGGCUGUCUGUCAGAUCAAGGAGCACUGUGGAAUUGGUAGACUCUAAACUAAAUGAACAUUAAGAACUGCUAGGAUUUAAAAAAUCUGUACAUCAGAUCAUCUAAUCAAUUUAUAAAUGGUAUAGUUUGGGGAGGGGGGGGGGGAGAGGAUGAAAGAAUAUGAAAUGCUAACAUUUGCUUAACCCCGUACUGACCCCACUGUUCAACCCUCCCUGCUAUGCCCACUCAAUAUUAGCAUGGUACAACUCGAUAACUUCAAAGUCCAUUUUCUAACAAUUAAAUCUGUGUUGUCUUGCUUGUGGAAAUGGUGUGGGGGUCAAGCCAUAAACACUACACAGUUAUGACAUUUAUAUUUUAAAGUAAAACACUUUGCCUGUCUUUAAGGAGUAAUAUUUUCAGUUUAAUAUUGUCCUUAAAUAUACUGUACAAGUGGACUUUCCUUAUCUUAAAAUAAGACCACACUUUAGAAUUAAAUCCUGCACAUUUAAAACAUGUUUACAUUCUCCAACUGUGUGUGCAAAGUUGUUUAUGUUAAGUCAAUUUGUGAGAUUUAGAUUUCUGUCUGUUUGUGGUUAUUUUUCUUUUGAUUUUCUAAUCACUAAUGAACAUUGACCACCUCUAAUUAAAAGCCAGGCUAAAAUUAGGAAUAUCUAACUGCAGAUCCAUUAUUUUCCAUUUAAUGUAAAAACAACCAAAUAGUCAUCCAAGUAAUGCCUGAAUAUUUUUUUGCCUGAGAAUGACUCAUUUGCUGAUUUGUGCAUUAUGAUGAUGUGUGCAUUUCUAACCCAAUAACAUGUACUUGUCCUCUUCAUUUCUUAAUAUAAUAUACAGCCCAAAGGCCACAGUUCAAGUAAGUCAUCUUUCAUGUAACCCCUCAUUUCAUUGUACACAUUUCUAUCUAUAUAUAUGAUUACUACAUAGAAAGACUACAUUCCUAUUUCCAAUUCCAUUUCAAUCUCUCAUUGAAAAAAACUAUAUUCUUAGCUGUGGUAGUCAAAACGUUCAGCUGUCUUAUUUUAUAUAGGCCUAGCACACCAAAUAUGUGUAUGACUGGUAUAUAUAUAUAUAUACAGUACCAGUCAAAAGUUUGGACACACCUACUCAUUCAAGGGUUUUUCUUUAUUUAUACUAUUUUCUACGUUGUAGAAAAAUAGUGAAGACAUCUAAACAAUUAAAUAACACAUAUGGAAUCCUGUAGUAACCAAGAAAGUGUUAAACAAAUCUAAAUCAAUUUUGUAUUUGAGAUUCUUCAAAUAGCCACCCUUUGCCUUGAUGACAGCUUUGCAUAAUCUUGGCAUUCUCUCAACCAGCUUCACCUGGAAUGCUUUUCCAACAGUCUUGUUGGCUGCUUUUCCUUCACUCUGCGGUCCGACUCAUCCCAAUCCAUCUCAAUUGGGUUGAGGUCGGGGGAUUGUGGAGGCUAGGUCAUCUAAUGCAGCAUUUCAUCACUCUCCUUCUUGGUCAAAUAGCCCUUACACAGCCUGGAGGUGUGUUGGGUCAUUGUCCUGUUGAAAAACAAAUGAUAGUCCCACUAAGCCCAAACCAGAUGAGAUGGCGUAUCGCUGCAGAAUGCUGUGGUAGCCAUGAUGGUUAAGUGUGCCUUGAAUUCUAAAUCACAGACAGUGUCACCAGCAAAGCACCCCCACACCAUAACACCUCCUCCUCCAUGCUUUACGGUGGGAACUACACAUGCAGAGAUAAUCCGUUCACCCACACCGCAUGUCACAAAGACGCGGCGGUUGGAACCAAAAAUGUCCAAUUUGGACUCCAGACCAAAGGACAAAUUUCCACGGGUCUAAUGUCCAUUGCUCGUGUUUCUUGGCCCAAGCAAGUAUAAUCUUCUUAUUGGUGUCCUUUAGUAGUGAUUUCUUUGCAGCAAUUCGACCAUGAAGGCCUGAUUCACACAGUCUCCUCUGAACAGUUGAUGUUGAGAUGUGUCUGUUACUUGAACUCUGUGAAGCAUUUAUUUGGGCUGCAAUUUCUGAGGCUGGUAACUCUAAUGAACUUAUCCUCUGCAGCAGAGGUAACUCUGGGUCUUCCAUUCCUGUGGCGGUCCUAGUAAGAGACAGUUUCAUCAUAACUCACAACUGAUUGGCUCAAACACAUUAAGAAGGAAAUAAAUUCUACAAAUUAACUUUCAAGAAGGCACACCUGUUAAUUAAAAUGCAUUCCAGUUGACUACAUCAUGAAGCUGGUUGAGAGAAUGCCAAUAGUGUGCAAAGCUGUCAUCAAGGCAAAGGGUGAUUAUUUGAAGAAUCUCAAAUAUAAAAUAUAUUUUGAUUUGUUUAACACUUUUUUGGUUACUACAUGAUUCCAUAUGUGUUAUUUCAUAGUUUUGAAGUCUUCCCUAUUAUCCUACAAUGUAAAAAAUAGUAAAAAUAAAGAAAAACCCUUGAAUGAGUAGGUGUGUCCAAACCUUUGACUGGUAGUAUACAGUGGGGAAAAAAAGUAUUUAGUCAGCCACCAAUUGUGCAAGUUCUCCCACUUAAAAAGAUGAGAGAGGCCUGUAAUUUUCAUCAUAGGUACACGUCAACUAUGACAGACAAAAUGAGAAAAAAAAUCCAGAAAAUCACAUUGUAUGAUUUUUUAUGAAUUUAUUGGCAUAUGAUGGUGGAAAAUAAGUAUUUGGUCAAUAACAAAAGUUUCUCAAUACUUUGUUAUAUACCCUUUGUUGGCAAUGACACAGGUCAAACGUUUUCUGUAAGUCUUCACAAGGUUUUCACACACUGUUGCUGGUAUUUUGGCCCAUUCCUCCAUGCAGUUCUCCUCUAGAGCAGUGAUGUUUUGGGGCUGUCGCUGGGCAACACAGACUUUCAACUCCCUCCAAAGAUUUUCUAUGGGGUUGAGAUCUGGAGACUGGCUAGGCCACUCCAGGACCUUGAAAUGCUUCUUACGAAGCCACUCCUUCGUUGCCCGGGCGGUGUGUUUGGGAUCAUUGUCAUGCUGAAAGACCCAGCCACGUUUCAUCUUCAAUGACCUUGCUGAUGGAAGGAGGGUUUCACUCAAAAUCUCACGAUACAUGGCCCCAUUCAUUCUUUCCUUUACACGGAUCAGUCGUCCUGGUCCCUUUGCAGAAAAACAGCCCCAAAGCAUGAUGUUUCCAACCCCAUGCUUCACAGUAGGUAUGGUGUUCUUUGGAUGCAACUCAGCAUUCUUUGUCCUCCAAACAUGACGAGUUGAGUUUUUACCAAAAAGUUAUAUUUUGGUUUCAUCUGACCAUAUGACAUUCUCCCAAUCCUCUUCUGGAUCAUCCAAAUGCACUUCAGACGGGCCUGGACAUGUACUGGCUUAAGCAGGGGGACACGUCUCGCACUGCAGGAUUUGAGUCCCUGGCGGCGUAGUGUGUUACUGAUGGUUGGCUUUGUUACUUUGGUCCCAGCUCUCUGCAGGUCAUUCACUAGGUCCCCCCGUGUGGUUCUGGGAUUUUUGCUCACCGUUCUUGUGAUCAUUUUGACCCCACGGGGUGAGAUCUUGCGUGGAGCCCCAGAUCGAGGGAGAUUAUCAGUGGUCUUGUAUGUCUUCCAUUUCCUAAUAAUUGCUCCCACAGUUGAUUUCUUCAAACCAAGCUGCUUACCUAUUGCAGAUUCAGUCUUCCCAGCCUGGUGCAGGUCUACAAUUUUGUUUUUGGUGUCCUUUGACAGCUCUUUGGUCUUGGCCAUUGUGAAGUUUGGAGUGUGACUGUAUGAGGUUGUGGACAGGUGUCUUUUAUACUGAUAACAAGUUCAAACAGGUGCCAUUAAUACAGGUAACGAGUGGAGGACAGAGGAGCCUCUUAAAGAAGAAGUUACAGGUCUGUGAGAGCCAGAAAUCUUGCUUGUUUGUAGGUGACCAAAUACUUAUUUUCCACCAUAAUUUGCAAAUAAAUUCAUUAAAAAUCCUACAAUGGGAUUUUCUGGAAUUUUUUUUCUCAAUUUGUCUGUCAUAGUUGACGUGUACCUAUGAUGAAAAUUACAGGCCUCUCUCAUCUUUUUAAGUGGGAGAACUUGCACAAUUGGUGGCUGACUAAAUACUUUUUUUCCCCAAUGUAUAUAUAUAUAUAUACAGUAUAUAUUAGAUAUAUCUUCUUAUUAUUAUUUAAUUUUUCUUGUUUUAGGUCAAGAUUAUUUCAAAUUGUAAAUAUGUACAUAUAUUUGAAUACAAACAAGAAACAAGAUUACAUAAAACAUAACAUAAGCAACAGAAAACAAACUAGUGGCAGUAAACAAAAACAACAGAAACACCACCACCAAAAAAAAAAAGAUUUUGAAAUUCCCUUUCAGUUCUCUGAUCUCUUACAAUGUUGCAUUACCCCUAACAUUUUUACAUUUUAUAAAAUAUUUAAUAAAUUACAUUAUUACAUUUUUAUUACAUUCGUAAAUAGAAACAUUCUUUAUUUUUAUUAUUUACAUUUUUCAUAGAUUCACUGUAUUUUUAUAUUGACACUUCUCAGGGCACCAAAGAUUCCUGAUGGCGAGAAAGUGGACUUUGAUGUAAGUAGCUAUAGCCCUUCAUACGUCAUGACCAUCUGGAGACAGCUGGCUGCAUAAAUACCAGGACUAAUGUCAGAGUUGACAAUAUAUUUUUUCCAAAACGCUAUAUCCACCACCUUUUCACAUUUGUUUUUGUUUUUCUCAUAGAAAAUGAUUGCUUAUGGAUACCUUCAUGUGUAUGUAAAAUAUUACUGUUCUCAGAUUUAGAUGUGUAUCAAAAUGUGUUUUUAUGCAAAUCGCUAUAUAUCUAUUGUUUAGCUUGAAUGGAAUGUUCGUAUCCUAUAUAUUUGACUGAAAUGUGGUUGUCUCACGUAGCUAUCUUUAGAUGAAUGCACUUACUGUAAGUCGCUCUGUAUAAGAGCAUCUGCUAAAUGACUAAAAUGUCAAAUGUAAAUGUUUUACAUACAGAUCUCAUAUUACUGUAUUGAAUUAUUAUCUUUAAAAAAAAUCGAAUAUUGAUGUGACAAAUGUAUAAUUUGUACAUUUCUUUAUACAAAAUGUAGUAAUUUGUUACAUUUGACUGUGUAAAACCUAGCAGUACUACUUAUUUCUCUGACAGUGAGGCACAUAUAUAGCAUUUGACAAUAAAACAUGAUUAUUUGUCUCUGAAAUGAAACCAUCAAGUGAUAGAUUUUAAAUAAAUACAUAUCUGCAAUUGGACAACCCCAUGCCAUGAUUUUGCUAGGGCUAAAAACUAAACGUGCACCCAGGGUGGGCCCCAGGAUCGAGUUUGGGAAAUCCUGGUCUAAAGAAUCAUUGUACCAUCUAAACUGCUGUGAAAUAUAUUUUCCACACUUAAUAUAGUGUAUUUUCAGCUGUUUGAAACUGGUGUACAGAAACGAAAGUAAAAAAUGAAACUUAAGAACGGGAAGCAUAGUAAUAGUGCACAUAGACCAUAUCUACCGCUUCUUAGACUUGCUUUCAAUGAGAAUGACAGAUCUAUAACAUGCAUUUCUAUGUGGAUUUGGUCAGGUCGCCUAAAAACGUUACAUAUUGCGUCUUUAAACUCUUCAUGUACUUAACACGUGGCUCUAUUUCCCAACCUUACAGGACAUUCAGAAGAAACGUCAGAACAAGGAUCUUGUUGAGCUGCAGGGCCUGAUCGAUGCGCACUUUGAGCACAGAAAGAAGGAGGAGGAGGAGCUCAUCGCCCUCAAAGAAAGAAUUGUGAGUGAGAAUGAGUAUAUGACAUCACUCUGCAUACACAUAUGAGUAAAUGACAUCACUCUGCAUACACAUAGGUCGUAUUUGAAAAUGAAAACAAGGUCGUAAAUUAAAACAAGGUUUUCUUUUUGGACAAGUUCAGGUAGUCCAUCCCUGUUUGUGUACGUUUAGUUCCUAGUGAAUACGACCAUGACAAAACGAUAAGACGUUGCAGUGCCCACUGGUGGCCAAAGGUAUAACAACCAACCAUGUGUGUCUGUGUGUGUGUCUGCAGGAGAAGCGUAGGGCUGAGAGGGCCGAGCAGAACAGGAUCCGUAGCGAGAAGGAGAAGGAGCGUGCGGCGAGACGUGAGGUUAGUGUCCUCCGCCGGUAUCACUACCGACCCCUCUGGGCUGUCCUCAACUAUCAGCGUUCUGUCAACACGGGACAUGUCCUUACAACACACAUACUGACGUUGUGCUGUGAUCUCUGACACAGGAGGAGAGGCUGAAGAGGGAGGAGGCAGAUGCCAAGAAGAAGGCUGAUGAGGAUGCGAAGAAGAAGUCUGCCCUGUCCAGCAUGGGCUCCAACUACAGCAGCCAUCUGCAGAAGGUGACCAGUGACCAACCGGUCUUCACAGAACCAUACAUGAUGAAUUUAUGAAAUAUCUAUUAUAUAACAUGUAAUUCACAAAAGAGCGAUGGGUUAUGUGUGUACAUGUCCGAUCGAUGGACUUGCCUCUCGUAACCACUGCCAUUCAUUUGUAACAGGCUGACUCAAAGAGAGGUGGGAAGAAGGAAACUGAGAGAGAAAAGAAGAAGAAGAUCCUUACAGGCAGACGCAAGGUCCUGAACAUCGACCAUCUGAAUGAAGAGAAACUGAAGUAAGAGACUGGGAAAUUCCCAGUUCAAGUAACAGACUUGGGCUUUGUGUGUUGUUUUGGUGAGGCGAAAUGGGCCUACAGCCUACAAAAACUUUUGCAACUGUCCCGUUAUCUGAAAUGAAUGCACACUCUAAGAACACCCUUCAGCCUAACACAAUCAAGUAUUCAACCACAAUAUGAAUAUGGAAUCUCCUCAGAGAGUUUGUACAUUAACUCACCAAGUCAUCCUGCUUGCUCUGCUCUAGGGAGAAGGCAAAGGAGCUGCAUGAAUGGAUGAAGACGCUGGAGUCUGAGAAGUUUGAUCACAUGGAGAGGCUGAAGAGGCAGAAGUAUGAGGUAUGUAUCUGAUGUCCUGGUUAACGAAAAUAGAAAUGUACUGUACAUUAUCCCAUUGAUCCUAAAUACACACAGGUCAAUGCACAUCUGAAAGAAUUAUGGGCUGUUUAUGUUAAGUCUACUCAAGAGCUGAGCUGAUAGUAUGACUGGCUCUGUUCUUAGAACAUAUACAUCUGGACAUGACGCAUUACACUGUGGCAGUUUGGAUGGUACUGGUAUUAGCCAUGACCGUAUAAAAGGUCUAGCUCAGUCACAAUACACUCUUAGAAAAAAAGAUACUAUCUAGAACCUAAAAGGGUUCUUCGGCUGUCCCAUAGGAGAACCCUUUGAAGAACUACUUUUGGUUCCAAGUCUAACCUUUUCGGUUCCAUGUAGAACCCUUUCCACAGAGGGUUCUACAUGGAACCCAAAAGGGUUUUACCUGAAACCAAAAAGGGUUCUACAGUACCUAGAACCAAAACGGGUUCUCCUAUGGUGACAGCUGAAGCACCCUUUUGGAACCCUUUUUUCUAAGAGUAUAGGUUUUUACAGACAUUGCUAAUGUAAGACACCCUGUUAGAUAUUGUAAUCGUAAGAUACCCUGGAAAAUUCCAAGUCUUACCUGAGUAAAAUCAGGGGUGACAUUGGGCCCCUGAGUGUGUCCAUCCACUUGAUGGCCUCAGUCACGGCCUCUCAGAUAUGAACUCAGCUCUGCUUUGAUAUCUCCUCCAGGUCACAACCCUGCGUAAGAGAGUGGAGGAGCUGAGUAAAUUGUAAGUAGAGCUGGACCGUUGUCACAGCUCAGGGGGCUCUCCUGGCCCACUGCAGUGCAUGGCCUGAAACUUUUGUGAGAAAGUUGCAUGUGAAACUUCACACAGGAGGCGACGGAAACAGACCAAAGGUUCAAAGGUUCGAUCGAGGAGACGAUAAAAGACACCAUGGAAACACAAAAUGAAAUCUUAAUAAGUAUUGAUUAUAUCUCACUCAUUCAGGUUGAAGAGAACAUUCUCUGUUAUAGACAGGAUAUAACACAUGGUAUACUGACACCACCAUGUCGUUUUUAAAAGAGUUGCAGAGAGACAUAAAGGUGCUGUCUAUAGAAUAGGACACCAGACUGACGCUCAAUCAUUGAGUUACAGAGAAUUUAUGUCCUAAAAGCCAAUUCACUAAUCAAGUCUUUAGAAAUGGUGUGUUUCCAUAGGUAAGUUAUUCUAUCUGGAGUUCAUUCCCACUGAAAGAAGUGACAGAAACUCGCUAACUAUAGCCAAUUGUCUCCAACAUGUCCUCGUCUCCUGAACUCUCUAUAAUUGGCAGUUGGGGAGUUAAUACUGACACAUACACAGCUCACAGACAGUUAGCCUAACUAUUCACAAUCUCUCAUAGUCCUCUUUUAUUAAUACAAAAUAUUUUCUUCCCCCUCUUAUGGUAAACAAAUUAGAAUACAAAAAUAAUAAAACAUUAAUAAGAAACCUAACACAAAAGAUCAAUGUUCUCACACAGCAGCAGUCUCCAAGGACUCAGCAAAAGGGCGUGAUAGGCUAGGUGUAUGUCCCGUCUUGGUUCCCCAUACUGCCACACACAGCAGGCAACCCCUGGCCACAGGACAUUCAGUCCACAGAAAGGAGAGCAUUGGGCUCCUUAGUCUCAAGGUAAAGCCUCAGUCUGUCUGUCAGUCUGUCUGUCUCCUGUUAAAUGUGCUGUUGAAUGUGUAAUUUCCAGGUCGUUACUCUCAGGGACCACAGUGAUGAGUUACAUAAACAGUAAGUAAUAUAGCUUCCACACCUAUAUCAUUCUAGCCUGGUCCCAGAUCUGUUUGUGCUCUUGCCGUUGCCAACCAUUGCUGUCAUUGUCAAACCAAACAAUUCCAUAAGGAGUUGGCUAGAGAGAAGAAACAGACUGGCACCCAGGCUAGUAACAUUCCCCUCCUACACCCAUUCAGACUGGCACCCAGGCUAGUAACAUUCCCCUCCUACACCCAUUCAGACUGGCACCCAGGCUAGUAACAUUCCCCUCCUACACCCAUUCAGACUGGCACCCAGGCUAGUAACAUUCCCCUCCUACACCCAUUCAGACUGGCACCCAGGCUAGUAACAUUCCCCUCCUACACCCAUUCAGACUGGCACCCAGGCUAGUAACAUUCCCCUCCUACACCCAUUCAGAAUGGCACCCAGGCUAGUAACAUUCCCCUCCUACACACAUUCAGACUGGCACCCAGGCUAGUAACAUUCCCCUCCUACACCCAUUCAGACUGGCACCCAGGCUAGUAACAUUCCCCUCCUACACCCAUUCAGACUGGCACCCAGGCUAGUAACAUUCCCCUCCUACACCCAUUCAGACUGGCACCCAGGCUAGUAACAUUCCCCUCCUACACCCAUUCAGACUGGCACCCAGGCUAGUAACAUUCCCCUCCUACACCCAUUCAGACUGGCACCCAGGCUAGUAACAUUCCCCUCCUACACCCAUUCAGACUGGCACCCAGGCUAGUAACAUUCCCCUCCUACACCCAUUCAGACGGCAGGCAUGAUAAUCUGGUGUAUAAACACAGACAUAUGGACUUUCUCCAUCUGAUUACCAUGCAGAGUUAAAAGGUUAAAGAACGUUUAACUCAAGCAAUCCAUAGACUGGUCACAUAGGCCUAAUACACUUCCAUCAGAAUGACAAUACUGCAGUAACUGUUCAGGACAGUUCAUGUAAGUUUAUGGCUGAAAACAUUACAGUUUAGAAUCCACCAAUGAGAUUAAAUGCUGUUGGGUUUAUCUCUCCCUUCACUAUCUGACAGAAGAAAGUAAUACGUUUGCUAUAGAACAUUGCUACUGUAUAGGCAAACAUAGUUAGCCAUUCCUUCUGAAUUUCCUAUGACAUUACUUCUUCAGUACUCUUGGGCCCUUUUGGGACACAAAGUCAUAAACACAAGCAGUACUCUUAUACAUACAAUACAUACUGGCAGUCCUAAUCUCAGAGGAUGUAAGCCUACACCCAGGUUCAAGACGACUGGACUUAUUGGGUGUCAAAAAAGAAUGAGGUACUCAACUAUUCUUCUAUUAAAUCUUGUGCAUCACUUUCCUGAGCAGUGAUGUAACAUAGAUAGAUCUCUCCAGAGCCUUUUUUUAUUUUAUGCAUUUGACAAUAUGACAAUAACCACAACUUAGAACACAUGGACUAAAGUUCCCUUUAGUCCAUGUGUUCUAUUUUGUGGUUAUUGUCAUAUUGUCAAAUGCUUCCGAAGCAAAGAAAAUACAUGAAAGCAUCAAAUCGGAGGUCACUUUAUAUUUGUUCAUUUUAGAAGUCACUGUGCAGUCAAUAAAAUGCCUGGCCAAUUACGAAAUAUUGUGCUUUCAACGUUCCUUUGCUCUCUCAGUGUAGCGUUCUAAUGUCUCAAAGCUUUCAUGUGUGUCACUGCCACCAAGGACAGCCAUAAAGACAGCAAAUACUCCAUGAAUCUUCACAGCCACAGAGGUAUAGAACACCUGGGUCAGUGAGAGAAUCAUGGAAUAUUUCCUUUGUUUUCAUUCAUUCCACCAUCACUUUCAUUCCAUGGUAAGUGCUGCAUGGUGUGUCAUAAAGGAUAAGCAUGAAAACUCCAUGAUUUGUUUUGAGUGGUCUGAUGUAAUUGUAUCGGAUGUGGUUGAUGAUUGUCAGUUAGACCAAUGUUAUAUUAACAUUGGAACAGCAUAACUCGCACAUUUGUUUUCACUUUUAUGUUAAAUAAUUUAGAUUAAAGUGAAUUUAGUAAGUUAAAGUCAAUGUAAGUCUUUAUUUGUAGAUAAAAUGGGCAUUGAUUGUCUCUUUAUGGGAUGUCUUACUCUGUUUCUCUCUCUUUCUGGCAUAUUUCAGCUCUAAGAAGGGUAAAACAGUCCGCAGAAAGUAAACGGUCCCAUUCUGCUGCUUGGAGCCCAGACUGCCACUGUACUACCGGACACACGCCUAAUGCAGCAACAACAACACACACUUACGCUAAAGUCAUGGCUCAGACAAGACUAACUACGUUUUACUGUAUGCUUAUUCACCCAAGACGUGCUACAGUCUACAGCCCAGAGCCAUUAGCUGCUGUUGUAGGAAUUAUCCUUCAUGCUUUCUCGCCCUGGACUGUUUGGUUCUCAGUAAUUUUGUAAAUAAAG